Molecule: messenger RNA, 1159 nt
Organism: Ruditapes philippinarum (Manila clam)
Lineage: Eukaryota; Metazoa; Mollusca; Bivalvia; Venerida; Veneridae
Product: ceroid-lipofuscinosis neuronal protein 6 homolog
Exons: 8
Coding region: 192-1100 (302 amino acids)
Source: RefSeq, a predicted model, not a curated record
AAUUUAAUAUCAACUUUAAACUAGUAUGAUAAACUCAAACAAAUGCUAAAAUAAAUAAUAAAUUUUAAAUAUUUCGUCCAUACAUCUGUUUGCAGUGUCAACAUUUGAAACAUGUACUCGGAUUUUAGAUAGUUCAUUUAGAAUAAAAACAGGGUAAGGAUAGAAAAAAACGAGAAUUACAUUUAGUUACUAUGGAUACCCGACGUCGUGGUCCCCAUCCCCCGGCACCUAUCAUCACAGUAGAAUCUGGAUAUGAAUCAGAAUCUAAACGUGAAAGGAAGGGAACGAGCCGCUUUCAUUGGGAUAUUUGGUUGUUCUUGGCACUUGACAACUGGAUUUUUGACUUUGGAAGGCCUAUUGCAGCGUUGUUUGUUCCCCUUGAGUGGUCUCCCUUGAACAAGCCAAGUAUUGGGGACUAUUUUCAUAUGGCCUACAAUGUCAUUACUCCGUUCUGCAUUCUCAAGCUGUUAGACAGAUGCCCUCGUAAACCAUCAUCCACGUUGGUAUACUUGUGUAUUAUAACAUUUGUGAUGGGAGCCAGCAUACAUUUGGUUGGUGACAGUAUAGAUCACCGUCUAGUACAUCUUGGGUACCAGCUACAUCUCUCCGUCAGAGAUAACCCUAUGAUGCAGAACUUAGACCCGCCAGGACUGGUCGACUCCUUUGAAUUGCUAUACUCAUAUGAUGAAGAAAUUGGACAUCUUAUGUGGUACAUACCAUUCUUUGCAAGCUUGGUACUGUAUUUUCUUGGGUGUUUCCAGCCUCGACAUCAAAUCGAGGCUACAAAAUCUGGCGUGUCAUGGUGGUUACUUAUGGUGUUUAGCGCAAUUUAUUACUGGUAUUUGGUUACAGAAGGACAGAUAUUUCUGGUGUACUUCAUCACCUGUGUUGUCAUGAUUGCUAUCGUUCUGGUGAAAAAAUCUAGGAGCCUCGUUUUGGAUAUAAACGGAAGAUUUUUACUCUAUACGUUCUCUUUUACCAUGAUUUUGACAAGUAUAUGGGUGGCACUAUUGUGGAACGAUCCAGUUUUAAGAACAAAAUAUCCAGGAACGAUUUAUGUACCAGAACCCUGGGCUUAUUACACACUCUAUUUAAAAUAAGGAAGAAUGUGUCAAACUUUAUUAUAUUAUGUAAAAAUGUGUAGUGAAUAUGUCAUAUG